This is a messenger RNA of Acanthoscelides obtectus, 1355 nucleotides long. The record is from the annotation of a GenBank genome assembly. Lineage: Eukaryota; Metazoa; Arthropoda; Insecta; Coleoptera; Chrysomelidae.
GGCAGCCCUCGAAUCAGUCAAUUAACAAAGUAUUAACAAAGUUACCGUUGAAAUCUGUCAAAGUCGCGAUCAGAAAAUUCAAGUAAAAACGCAAUCAUUUUGCACCAAAAAUGGCACGUGCUUCGUCAACCAGGUUAAGUACGACCAUGUUGAACCAACUCAGGUCUUUCAGUAACGAGUUAGCUUCAAAUGAGAUACGAAGUCGCCUUGAAGCAGUUCCGACAGAAAGGCUGAUGACCGCCGACUAUUCUGGAAGUAUCCGAUACAAUGUGUGUAUGGAUAACAAUGCGUCGAAGAAGAAGUUUAUUUUUGAGAAAAUGCCAGGGAUCAGUUUGGGUCAGCAGAAUGCUGGAGUCAAACUGCAAAAAGCAAACAAUGAUGAAGAAUUAUGUGUGUCAGUACAAACUUCCGAAGAGAAGGGCUAUCGAGCUUUCGACGUAUCUACAACUCAAAAGAAUGUUAUUUUGCCAUUGAAGAUGUCCAGACUAUCCAACCCUUUUCCUGAACCAGUGAAGGAUUUUUUGAGUGAUGCCCUAUCACAACAACUUGGACCAACGAGAAAUUGAUCGAACUAUUGUGUAAUGUAAGCAUGGUUAGCCUAACUUGUGUAAAAUGAAAAUCUACAAUAGGGUUCACCCUAUAUCUGGAAAACCUUAUGUCAGCUCCAAGAUAUCGUUAGUUCAUUUUUAAUAUCUUGGAGAGAUAGCUAAUACUCCAGGAUAUGAUUCCCCAAACAAAUUUAUGAACAAAAGUUUGUACGAAUGUAUGUCUACAAUGGCUUAAAUCUUUAGUAUUGUAUUAUUAAAGAAAAAGUUGGUUCUAUUUUACAUUUCCUUAAAUACUUUAUCUAUUAUUUUUAUUUUUGACAAGUUAUGAGAUAAUAUACAAUGACAUGAUUAGUAUAAAAAAGUUAUUCUAUUGGCAGUGGCGUCCUUGCAGACAUGUCCGGUGAUGUUUAAAAAAAAAAUUGAUAAGCCACUAAUAUUUGACAAAAGAUUUCGCAAGACAUGUUUCCAGGGACGCUACUCGCGCAGCGACAUAAUAACUUUAAAUAUCAUUUUACAACUUCUUAUAAGUAUGCUAAAAUUAAAAACGAUAUAGUGCUUUCGAGGAUGAAAAUUAAAAAAAGUUUUUCUUGAAAAUUCCACACCAUGUAGAAAAAAAUUGAGAUAUUGUGAACAUAUAUACUUUUCUUUAUGAGGAGUAUUAGCUUAUCAUUAAGAAGCACCCUGUAUUUUUGUGGUCUUUUAAGGCUAACCUUGCAUUUUAGAGUAUAACUAAAUAAAUUCAAAAAUAUUAAAUUUCUGAAUUCGUGAAACUAUGCGAUUACUCCCAAUAAAAUUUUCUGAACGACG